AUGGUAAAUUUAAUUACGGGAUCUUGUAUGGGCGAAUGUAUCGCCAAUUUGCCGCCCGAAGCCGAAUUUCCGAGUCAGGAAUACAUAGAGCAAAAAAUGGAAGAGCUGAAUAUGAAUGACAUCAACUAUUACAUGUGGAUACCAGGGUACAAAUAUCAACCUUUGCUCAAACAAAGGAUUGACUCUGUCAGAUCUGCUAGUACUAUCGAAAUUGACGAACCAAUAGAACAGCCAGAUAUAGAAAAAUCUGAGAUUCAUAAGGCAUUCGAUUCAAAGGCAGUCUCUGGGAAAGUAUCUAUUAAUGAAGUUGCAAAUCUGUUGCGUACAUUGGGUUACGCCCCUACGAAUGCGGAGCUAGAAGAAUCAGCCAAAAUGUUCGGAGAAUCACUCACUUUAUCCCAAUUCCAAGACAUUUGCUAUGCACUCAAUGAUAGCACAACUAGUUUGCAUGGAUUGGAACAGGCACUAAGAUACUUCGACAAUAGUGGUUCUGGCAAGUUAUCUAAGGCGCAAUGGAUGAAUAUCAUGAUGAAUUACGGAGAACCAUUGACUAUGGAUGAAAUGAAUAUGGUAAAUAAAAAGUUUUCGAUUGGAGAAUCAAUUGAUUGCAAGGUCAUUUGUGAGGAGGUUGUUUCCUAA
This is a messenger RNA of Babesia microti strain RI, 639 nucleotides long. Its product is annotated as myosin light chain 1,myosin A tail domain interacting protein (MTIP). Gene Ontology annotation, cellular component: myosin II complex. NCBI's taxonomy places the organism in Eukaryota, Apicomplexa, Aconoidasida, Piroplasmida, Babesiidae. The record is from RefSeq and is a predicted model, not a curated record. The transcript is spliced from 6 exons. Bases 1 to 639 code for a protein of 212 amino acids. Gene Ontology annotation, molecular function: calcium ion binding.